Aspergillus eucalypticola CBS 122712 is the source of this 848-nucleotide messenger RNA. Its product is annotated as 40S ribosomal protein eS4. NCBI's taxonomy places the organism in Eukaryota, Fungi, Ascomycota, Eurotiomycetes, Eurotiales, Aspergillaceae. The transcript has 4 exons. Gene Ontology annotation, molecular function: RNA binding; structural constituent of ribosome. Gene Ontology annotation, cellular component: ribosome; cytosolic small ribosomal subunit. The record is from RefSeq and is a predicted model, not a curated record. The coding region runs from base 72 to 848 and encodes 258 amino acids. Gene Ontology annotation, biological process: translation.
CUUGUUCCGUCUCCUUCUUUUCCUCGCGACACUUCGACAACUAACCGGUUCAAGUCGACAAAGCAGCCAAGAUGCCUCGCGGACCUAAGAAGCACCAGAAGCGCCUUAGCGCGCCUUCUCACUGGCUCCUGGACAAGAUGUCCGGAACCUACGCCCCCAAGGCCUCCCCCGGUCCUCACAAGCUCCGGGACUGCCUGCCCCUGAUCGUCUUCAUCCGCAACCGUCUCAAGUACGCCCUUAACGGCCGUGAGACCAAGGCGAUCAUGAUGCAGCGUCUGAUCAAGGUCGACGGCAAGGUCCGCACCGACCCUACCUACCCCGCUGGUUUCAUGGACGUCAUCGGCAUCGAGAAGACCGGCGAGAACUUCCGUCUCAUCUACGACACCAAGGGUCGCUUCACCGUCCACCGCAUCCAGGCUGAGGAGGCCGAGUACAAGCUCUGCAAGGUCAAGCGUGUUCAGCUCGGCAAGGGCGGGAUCCCAUUCUUGGUUACGCACGAUGCGAGAACCAUCCGUUACCCCGACCCCGCCAUCAAGGUUAACGACACCGUGAAGAUCGACAUUGCCACUGGCAAGAUCGCCGACUUCGUCAAGUUCGACACUGGUGUUGUCGCCAUGGCCACCGGUGGUCGUAACAUGGGUCGUGUCGGUGUCGUCACCCACCGUGAGCGCCACGAUGGUGGUUUCAACAUCGUCCACAUCAAGGACGCUAUUGACAACACCUUCGCCACCCGUGAGUCCAACGUCUUCGUCAUCGGUCAGGACAAGCCCUGGAUCUCCCUGCCCAAGGGCAAGGGUGUCAAGCUCUCCAUCGCCGAGGAGCGUGACCGCCGCCGUGCCCUCCAGUAG